UAUGGUCAUAGUCCUGUUCUUUGUCACUGUACUGCUGCAUUGGUGCAAUGAGUUAGAAUAAUGCCCGAUUUCUUCACUUCCCAAUAAAGUUAUCCGGAGGAUAAAUAUCAAGUUUAACCAAUCACGUGCAUGGAUCUGGUAGUUUAUCUCCUGGAUAAUUUUAACCGCAAGAUAACUGGACAUGAAGAAAUCGGGCAUAAGACAAAUAUAUUUUUUCUCAUUCCAACUUAUUACACUACAGCAGUGCAGCUACCAAGAACAAACCUCAUGUAUCCGCGUUGAUAAACGCGUGUGGAGUAGGGAUGAUGGCUGGAAGGGAGGGAGAAUCUUCUAGUUCCAACGAAACAGCUGAUUUGAUUUAAAGGAAAACAAAGUGAAACAAAAUCCAGAAGAUCUUAGAGUUGAAAAGAUUCGCGUGUAUAUAGAGAUAUAUUAUAAGGACGUGUAGGAUUUUCCACUCUAUUCAGGUUUUUAAUGCUCGUACUUGGACGGUAGCGUGGUUUGCGUUUAUCUCGAUUAAAUUCGAUAACUGGAAUAAACCUCGACGAAGCCGGUUGAACCGACACGUCAUUUGACGUCGUGUUUCACGUUCUGCGAAUAUCAUCCGCGUAUGUACAAGGACAAUAGGAUAAUCGUAAUCUGAUUCUACAUAACGUAAGAGUUCGACAGAAUAGUUCAAAAUUAGAAUUAAUUGAUUAAUUAGAGUAGACAGAUAAAAAUCGAAUACAAAAUCGCACAAACAUCGUGAUUCUUACCAAUCAUGAUCCGAUCGAAUUUUGUGCUUAUCCUCAUCAUCGCUGCUUUCCACGUUACUGUUGGUGAUGAUUGUAAAGGAUGCGUGCCCUUGGAUUCAUAUUCGUUUGACAAGGUUAUCCCAAAGUUCAAGGCAGUACUCGUUAAAUUCGACGUCGCAUUUCCGUAUGGUGGUAAGCACGAGCAAUAUGCGACUGUAGCGGCCGAUACCAAGGAUUCGCAUGAUCUUUUGAUAGCCACAGUGGGCGUAAAAGACUUUGGCAAUAAGGAUAACUCUGAUCUGGCGCAACGUUAUAAUAUUAAAAAAGACGACUUUCCAGUAGUUUUACUAUUCGUACAAAGCAAAUCGGAACCAAUAAGAUUUUCUCCCGAAAGAGAUUCUGAUUUUACGGGUGAAUAUAUGAAACGCUUUAUCAGAUCAAGAUCAAAAGUUUAUCUGGGCCUGCCAGGAUGCGUGGAACGGCUAGAUAAGCUAGCCGAAGAAUUCAAAGUCGCGGGAGAGCAGGAUAGACAGGAGAUAUUGAAGAAAGCAAAAAUUUUUGAAGAGACUUUACCAGAAGAGCAACGAGAAGCAGCAAAAAUUUAUGUAAAAACUAUGGAAAAAAUUUUGGAGCGGGGCGAUGUAUUUGUACAAACGGAAGAAACACGCGUACAGGGGCUUCUUUAUAGAGGAAAACUGUCUGAUCAAAAAAAGCGUGCGAUGGAAGAGAGACGAAACAUCUUGCAAUCUUUUUCAGCAAGGGAUGAAUUGUAGAGGGCUCGAAUUAUUAAUCGAUCGCCUAAACAAUCAAGUUGUAGUUCGAGAAUCGACUGUUGCGCUAUUUUGGAUUAUUUCAUACGCUCAAGUUUAUACAAGUUUUCUACAAGUAACGAUAGAAAUAGGAAUCGUACAAGAUACACUUGGACACUCUAUUUAAAUAGGAUACCACAUUAUUUUAUUUUUCACAUUCCUUAGUCUAUUUCUCUCUAUAAAGUAUUUAUCGCCCAUUUUAGUCUAUGGACGUAAAAUACAAGAUGAUUUAUUAUCUCGUGCAAUUUUUUUAAACACUUUAUUCUUCUACAAGAUAUAAAGUAUACAUAAAUAUACAUAAAAUAUAAAUUAAGUGAUAAAUAUUAAACAUAUAUGAUUCUCAUGUUAAAAAACAUCUGUCCAUUUGUCAAAUCAAUCAUUUAAUAUAUUUACUCUGCUUGUGUAAUAGACAA
Molecule: messenger RNA, 1956 nt
Organism: Monomorium pharaonis (pharaoh ant)
Lineage: Eukaryota; Metazoa; Arthropoda; Insecta; Hymenoptera; Formicidae
Gene: wbl
Product: endoplasmic reticulum resident protein 29
Exons: 3
Coding region: 761-1507 (248 amino acids)
Biological process (GO): protein secretion
Cellular component (GO): endoplasmic reticulum; endoplasmic reticulum lumen
Source: RefSeq, a predicted model, not a curated record